Messenger RNA from Cyanistes caeruleus (blue tit), 296 nucleotides. The record is from RefSeq and is a predicted model, not a curated record. Lineage: Eukaryota; Metazoa; Chordata; Aves; Passeriformes; Paridae.
UCCCGCCCGCGCAGGCGCCCGUGGGCGGAAGUGACGCAGCGCUGGGGAGGUGGCGGCGAUGGCGGAGAAGUUCGACUCCCUGGAGGAGCACUUGGAGAAGUUCGUGGAGAACAUCAGGCAGCUUGGCAUCAUCGUCAGCGACUUCCAGCCCAGCAGCCAGACGGGGCUCAAUCAGAAAUUGAAUUUCAUGGUGACGGGCUUGCAGGAUAUCGAUAAGUGCCGGCAGCAGCUUCACGAUAUCAGCGUGCCCUUAGAAGUUUUUGAGUAAGUAUGUGCGUGACUGGAAGGGGAGGUGC